AUCCUCAGCUUCUUCUUCCACAAUUCUGCGGCAAAUCACAACAUUCCUAGAAGAAGAUGGAUAUCCAAUUUCACGGAGGCUUCGAUUCCCCACUCUUCCACACUCUCCAAGCGCUAACUAACAUCAUCGACGGCGACGACUCGCACGGCGACAAAUCGCUCACCGCUCCGACGAGAACAUACGUCCGCGAUGCCAGAGCUAUGGCGGCGACUCCGGCGGAUGUCAAGGAGCAUCCGAAAUCGUACGAAUUUGUGGUGGAUAUGCCAGGACUGAAAUCCGCCGACAUCAAAGUGCAGGUGGAGGACGGCAACGUGCUUAUCAUCAGCGGCGUGCGGAAGAGGGAGGAAAAGGAAGGGAGCAAGUACGUGAGGAUGGAGCGGAGGAUGGGGAAGCUGAUGCGGAAAUUCGUGUUACCGGAGAAUGCGGACACUGAUAAGAUCUCUGCUGUUUGUCAGGACGGAGUGCUGACAGUGACGGUGGAGAAGGUGCCGCCGCCGGAGCCGAAGAAGCCGAAGACUAUUGAGGUUAAAAUUGCUUGAAUCUGCUAGUAUGUUAGUUGUAAUCCUCUGAUCUCAUGGUGAAUUUUAAUCGAUUUGGUUGUGUUUGCUUUGGUGUUGCUAUGAUUGGGAUCGGAGAUGAGAAGUUGCUUUAGUUUCUUUUUACUAUCGAUGCAGUUUAUGGUUUUCUACUAUCUGCUGUGGCAAAAUUUUUAGGUUAAUUAAAUAAUGAGAGUUGAGUUUA
Messenger RNA from Andrographis paniculata, 741 nucleotides. RefSeq names its product 17.1 kDa class II heat shock protein-like. The coding region runs from base 57 to 539 and encodes 160 amino acids. The record is from RefSeq and is a predicted model, not a curated record. Lineage: Eukaryota; Viridiplantae; Streptophyta; Magnoliopsida; Lamiales; Acanthaceae. Gene Ontology annotation, biological process: response to salt stress; protein complex oligomerization; response to heat. The transcript has a single exon.